Messenger RNA from Salvia miltiorrhiza (redroot sage), 2497 nucleotides. RefSeq lists its product as uncharacterized. Lineage: Eukaryota; Viridiplantae; Streptophyta; Magnoliopsida; Lamiales; Lamiaceae. The record is from RefSeq and is a predicted model, not a curated record. Bases 55 to 2367 code for a protein of 770 amino acids. The transcript is spliced from 4 exons.
AAGCAAUAUUCCUCAUGGCCAAUCCUACUUACUCCAUACAAUCUUCCUCCUUGGAUGUGCAUGAGAGAACAACACAUAUUUCUCACUGCUGUCGUCCCUGGGCCACACAAUCCAAAGGAUAUGAUUGAUGUUUUUCUUCAACCGUUGAUUGCUGAGUUAUCUCAUCUUUGGGAAGUGGGUGUCCAAGCGUAUGACAUAUCAUUGAAGAAUAAUUUCCAAAUGCGUGCUGCACUUUUGUGGACAAUUAGUGACUUUCCCGCUUAUUCUAUGCUUUCUGGUUGGAGUACAGCUGGUAGAUUGGCAUGUCCACGUUGUUGUGAUGAUACAGAUUCUUUUCGAUUACCUUUGAGUGGUAAACAAUCCUGGUUUGACUGUCAUAGGAGGUUCUUACCCACUGAUCAUCCUUUUCGACGCAACAAAUAUGCGUUUAUAAAAAAUGCUCAAGUAAGAAAAGGUCCUCCACAAACAAAAAAUGGGUACCAGUUGUUGGCUGAGAUUGAGGGAUUGGGGAUUAAAAAAGUAACAGAAUUGACAGUUGAAGAGACUCGAUUACGGAUAUCUAAACGACAAAGAACUUAUGAAUCAGGUUGGAGGAAAAAAAGUAUAUUCUGGGAUUUGCCAUAUUGGAGUUCGUUGCUUAUACGUCAUAAUCUUGAUGUUAUGCAUAUAGAAAAGAACGUCUUUGAUAAUUUGUUCAACACCAUUAUGAACACUAAAGGCAAAACAAAGGAUACGGCCAAAUCUCGCGAAGAAUUGAAUAGGUUUUGUCGCAGACCUGAGUUAGAAGCCAAUGAACAAACAGGAAAGUACCCUAAAGCAUGUUAUAUGCUUGAUAAUGAUGAGAAAAGAAUCUUACUUAAGUGGAUUGAAGGGCUUAGAUUUCCUGAUGGCUAUGUAUCCUCGUUGGGUAGAUGUGUCAACUUGAGUACACUUCAAAUGUUUGGUAUGAAGAGUCACGAUUGUCACGUGAUGAUGCAACGAGUAUUGCCGGUCGCACUAAAAGAUCUUCUACCAUUCAAUGUGUGGAAAACAAUUACAGAUCUUUGUCUCUUUUUCAAAGAUUUGACUUCACCAAACAUUCAAGUUGACAAUCUUCUUCAGAUGCAAAAAAAUAUUCCUGUCAUUCUCUGUAAGUUGGAAAGAAUCUUCCCUCCUAGUUUCUUCGACUCUAUGGAGCAUCUUCCAAUACACUUGGCCGAUGAGGCUAUGAUGGCAGGCCCUGUACAGUAUAGAUGGAUGUAUCCAUUUGAGAGGUACUUGGGAAAGUUGAAGAAAACAGUUAAAAACAAAGCCAAAGUUGAAGGAUCAAUUACAAAUGCUUAUCUUGUGGAAGAGGCUACAGCAUUCUGUUGUUAUUACUUUGAAGAUCAUGUUAAGACAAAGCAACGGAAUGUACCUCGAAACUUUGAAGGUAGUGGUGUUGAUGUGAUCCCUGACAUGUUGUCUGUCUUCAAGUAUGUUGGGAGACCAUUUGGAAAGAUGACAACUAGAUUUCUAGAACCUAAAGAGCACGACGCCGCCCAUUUGUACGUGCUAAACAAUUGCACAGAAGUUACAGAAACCUACACAGGGUUGUUUGAGGAUGAAAUGCGGGCCAAAUUUCGUGAUAUUUCAUCCAAUGAACUUCAACAGAAACUUGAGAAAGAAUUUCCCACAUGGUUCAAAGCAUAUGCUUCAAAUCCAACAAAUGGGCUAGUCAAUUCAUUUUUGCAUCAUUUGUCAUUGGGACCUCUGCACAGAGUUACUACAUACCAAGGAUUCUUUGUCAACGGAUUCAAAUUUCAUACGGUUUCUUAUGGCUCGAAGAAAUCAACUGAUAAUAGUGGAUUGUGCGUUAAGGGUUCAGUGUUGAACGGUGUCCAGUUAGAUUUCUAUGGUCGUUUGUUAGAGGUUGUUGUCCUAGAGUAUCCUGGGCUACCAAUAAAAACAACCACAUUAUUCAAAUGUGAGUGGUUUGACCCUCAAACUCCAACUGGAACCGACAUUGAUCGUGACUUCAAUCUGGUUUCGGUGCACAAGAAUCGUCGUUAUUCCAAAUACGAACCAUUUAUCCUCGCCAAUCAAGCUGCACAAGUUUAUUAUUGCUUGUAUCCAAGUAAAAAUAACAACAGAAGCAAUUGGUUGGCCGCUUGUAAAGUGAAAGCAAGGCCAGUUGUUGAAGUUUCCACAACUGAACUUCCAACAACGUCUUUGCCUUUUCAAGAGGAAGUCGUAGGCAGAAUAUCUCUUACGAAUAUAGAUGACAUUUCAACAAUGGUUCAUCCACAUGGAGGCGAGGUGGACAUAGAUCAUGAUGAUGAUGAUGAUGAAGAUGAUGAAGACCUUAUUUUACAAUCCCCCGAGUCUUCUAACACUGAAUCAGAUUGAAUGGAUGCUUCUACUCAAUCCGGGUCUAAUCCAUCCGGUUCUACUCCAUCUGGUUCGGGUCCAUCCGGUUCUACUCCAUCUGGUUCGGGUCCAUCCGGUUCUGGUCCUAUUUUCGAUAAUAGGCCGCCAG